This is a messenger RNA of Manacus vitellinus (golden-collared manakin), 2598 nucleotides long. It is a transcript of the gene SYAP1, whose product is annotated as synapse associated protein 1. The coding region runs from base 1 to 1716 and encodes 571 amino acids. The record is from RefSeq and is a predicted model, not a curated record. Gene Ontology annotation, cellular component: cytoplasm; synapse. The transcript has 11 exons. Lineage: Eukaryota; Metazoa; Chordata; Aves; Passeriformes; Pipridae.
AUGGGACCUAAUGGCACUCAGUAUAAAUCAAAGCAGUACAGUUCUUCAUCAGAUGGUAGAAAAAAACCCGCGAUUUCCCAGCAGCCUCAGGAAACGCGAUGUUUACUCGCAAUAGAAACAGAGAACUACGCGUGGUUUCGGAAGUCACUUGUAAAAGGAGUGGGAAGUAGGGGAGGGCGAGCUGAAAGCGUACACAGGAAGAGAUCAUUUCGCCGGGAACUGGCACAUGAGUUACUCCGUCCAGCCUUAUCCCCGGGAGCCGCCCCUCCCAGCCCGGGAUUGGCGGGGCGCUGGCCAUCCCGGACGGAGCCGCCCCCCGCGCUGAGCGCGUCGGGCUUCCGCGGCCCCGAGCGGUGGAAGAAAGCCUCCGACUUACGUGGGUGCCACGGCGGGGUGCUUCCGACCGGGGCCCCCGGGGGCCGACCGACUGAGGAAACCGCCGCGGGCCCCGGACCGCAGGCGAACCGCGGGGGAGGCGCAGGGAAGCGCCUCGGAGCGCCGCCGGGGCGGGACGGGCCAGCGUCCCAGCGCUUCAGCCGCGGGCCUUCCCGCGGGGCUCCCCGCGCGAACAGCCGCGACACGCGCGAACAGAGUAGCGCCGGGACCCCGAGCCGGCGGCCCCGCCCACGCAGCCCAGCAGAUGUUUGCGCCGGCCUGGGCCGCUGGCAGGGGCAGCGGGCCGGGGAGGACAGCAGCUGCUUGCCCGCCGGGAAAGAGGAGCAGUCCCUGAGGACGAGGAGGAGGAUGCCGGUCCCGGACGCGCAGGAGCAAGUGAGCAGGCGGGAGCUGCAGGAGGACUCGGAGGCGCUGCUCAGCCAGGCCAAGGGGCUCGGCAGUUACCUCUUCAAUUUUGCCACUGCUGCUACAAAAAAGAUAUCCGAAUCCGUUGCUGAAACAGCACAGACAAUAAAGAAGUCUGUAGAAGAAGGAAAAAUUGACAGUAUCAUUGAUAAGACAAUUAUUGGAGAUUUUCAGAAGGAACAGAAAAAAUUUGUCCAAGAGCAGCAAACCAAAAAAUCAGAAGCUGCAGUGCCUCCCUGGGUAGACAGCAAUGAAGAAGAAACAAUUCAACAACAAAUAUUGGCCUUAUCAGCAGACAAACGGAACUUUCUGCGGGAUCCCCCAGCAGGUGUGCAGUUUAAUUUUGACUUUGAUCAAAUGUACCCUGUUGCACUGGUGAUGUUACAAGAAGAUGAACUUCUCAAUAGGAUGAGGUUUGAUCUCGUUCCCAAACACGUAAAGGAGGAGGUGUUUUGGAGAAAUUAUUUCUACAGGGUGUCCUUAAUUAAACAGUCUGCACAACUCACUGCACUUGCAGCUCAACAGCAAGCAGUAGGAAAAGAAGAGAGCAAAGGCAGAGAAGAGGAUAGUGAACUAAAAGAAACAGUACGACCGAAAACACCACCUGUUACAAUAAAGCCUCAAAUAAAAUCUCAAGAGGAUGAGGAAGAGAUUUCCACAAGUCCAGGAGUAUCAGAAUUUGUGAGUGAUGCUUUUGAUACCUGUAAUCUGAAUCAGGAAGACCUAAGAAAAGAAAUGGAACAACUAGUGCUCGACAAAAAGAAAGAAGAGACUUCAGUAGUAGAAGAAGAAACUGCUGAUUGGGAAAAGGAAUUACAACAAGAGCUUCAAGAGUAUGAGGUGGUGACAGAAUCGGAAAAGCGUGAUGAAAACUGGGAUAAAGAAAUAGAAGAAAUGCUGCAAGAAGAAAAUUAAGCAUUUUCACAAAAUUACUAUAACCCAAAGCUUUUUCUGAAGACUGACAUGGAUUUCUGCUUUCAUAUUUUGCUUACAGAAAUAUCUUCAAAAGACAUAAAAGAAUCUAAAAUCAUUAUAAUUCCAUAUGGGAAUACAACUAGUAUUUCUGUUCUUUAUAUGAGCAGUUUCUGAACUUCUAUAUUCUUCAAAAGAAAAAAAGAGGAGGCAGACACUGCAAGUUAUAUGCCAUAAUUAAAAGUGAUAACAUUAAUACAUGAAGCAACAGUUCAUGUUUUUAGGUGGUCAAGAAGCUCUUCAAAGAGAUUUCUAAAUACAAGAAUCAAAUUUUUUUUUGCCUACAGCCUUCUGUUUAGGAUGUAAAAAUGGGUGUUGUAAGUAACUUAGUCCUUGAAAACAAUUCUCUCUUGACAUUUGCACUCUGGUCCCUGUAUAAUCUGUAAAUGUGUACUAUUUUUGAGGUACUUGUAGCUGGUAGCUUUCAUGUGUAUUUAACUUCCUUAAUGUAUGUAGCCAAUCAAUUUGUAGAAAACUCUAUUGAAUAACUUUCAAUGAUUUGUUAAAAAAUACUAAUGCAGACUCCAAAAGAAGCUGAUUAUUUUUCAGUCAGGUGGCAAACAUUUAAGUAUUUAAAUAAGGAUAGAAUUAGUAACUGCUUGAAUUAAAUUUGUUUUUGUUAAAUCAUCAUAUUAAGAUAUUGCCUUUCCCCACAGAGAGAAAUAGCUUAAUGCAUUCUCUCUGCAGAAGGCUGUUAUGUUUCCAUUUAAUUUUGCUGUCUGAGCUGAGAGCAAAUUAAAUGUUCCUCUUUAAGUGCUGAAACAUUUAUGUAAAAACUUUUGCUGGUUUGGACACCUUUAUUAAAUACUGUAGAUAUGUAUAAAA